Messenger RNA from Megalops cyprinoides (Indo-Pacific tarpon), 2423 nucleotides. RefSeq names its product DEAD (Asp-Glu-Ala-Asp) box polypeptide 51 (gene ddx51). Gene Ontology annotation, cellular component: nucleus. Gene Ontology annotation, molecular function: ATP binding; nucleic acid binding. The record is from RefSeq and is a predicted model, not a curated record. Lineage: Eukaryota; Metazoa; Chordata; Actinopteri; Elopiformes; Megalopidae. The coding region runs from base 291 to 2423 and encodes 710 amino acids. The transcript has 16 exons.
CAGUAUCCACAUGGUUGUGCAGCGUUGAGCAGAGAACGAGUUUGCCGACUAGGUAGCUGGUGACACAUAGACAAUAAGAUAAUUUAACGCAAUGAAUGUGUAAUCUGAACAAUAGGAAACAGGCAUAAAAUAAUAUGAUUUUUACAAAUUCACAUGUGUUUUGACUAGUGCUUGUCACUGAUCUCUGCCUUCGUUAUUUGUAUUGGUAGCUAACUUUGCUAGCUGUCUUGCUACACUUUUGUUAUUUAUUUGUACCCCCUGUACAUUUUCACAGUCAGCAAUAUUUGAAGAUGUCACUCUUCGUUAUAAAUAGGUAUUUGGGAGAUGAGAAUGACAACAAUGGAUCUACUAGUGAGUCACGAUCUAAAGCCCUACUGGCUAAGCUGCAGGAGCAGGCUAGAGCGAGGCAACAGCAGAAUUCAUCAAUUGCAGAGGAAGAGAAGCACGAGCUCUCUGCCAAGGGUGGCUCCACCUCAAAGAAGAGGAAAAAACAACAGAAUGACCAGGACGCUGCAGAAAAAGUACAUAAAAAGCAGAGAAAGGAGGUGAACCAGGCAUCCAAUGAACCAGAUUGUGAGGACUUGAGUGCAAAGGCACACACGGCAGAGAGGAGUUUGUCAGGCAAAAAAAAGAAGAAGAAAGACACAAAAACAGAAAAUGAUGAGCCAGAGAGCAGUGACUCGGGUGCAGUGCUGGAGAGUGUACUGGCGGAGGGAAAGUCAAAGCAGCAGAGAGGAGCUGUUGUCGAGGAAAAGGAGGAGUCGGACAGUGAAGAGCGGGAGGAGGAUGACGAGGACGAGAGUGAUGAAGAUGAAAGCACGGAAGAAACAAAGGAACAGACUGAGCAGUCAGCGGAGAACUCUGAAAAGAGUCCCUCACAGUCUGGGUUUACCAUCCUAGGCGGAUUUGAGAAAAAAACAGUGCAGAAGGUCCAGAUGGUUUUGCCCCAGUGGCUCGCUCAGCCGGACAUUGUCCAGAGGGAUAUUAACAAGAACUUGGUGCCCAUCAGGGAUGUCCCUGGAAUCUGCCCCAGGCUACUGAAGAAACUGGAGAGCAAUGGGAUCCAGAACUUCUUUCCAGUGCAAGCAGAGGUCAUACCUGCCAUUCUGGAGAGUGCGAGCCAUGGGCUACUAGUGGGCAGAGGAGGCUACAGACCCAGAGACAUCUGUGUGUCUGCACCCACCGGGAGUGGCAAGACUUUGGCAUUCGUCAUCCCUGUCAUUCAGGCUUUGUCAAAACGGGUGGUGCGUGAAAUCCGGGCUCUGGUAGUACUGCCCACGAAAGAGCUGGCACAGCAGGUGUGUAAGGUUUUCUGCUCCUAUGCCGAAGGCACCAGCUUGAAGGUGGUCAUGGUUGCCGGUCAGAAGUCUUUUGCUGCUGAGCAGACCUCCCUCCUAGAGACUAGUGGUGGCCGGACCCGGAGCUUGGCUGACAUCGUUGUGGCGACCCCAGGAAGGCUGGUCGACCACAUCAAUAAGACUCCAGAUUUUAGUCUUCGGCAUCUUCGCUUCCUUAUAAUUGAUGAGGCAGACCGGAUGAUUGACAGCAUGCACCAGUCAUGGCUGAGUCAGGUGGUGAAGGCAGUGUAUGCACCUGGGUGUGGCUCUGAUGGGACUUCCAUCUUCAGGAGGACAGAGCCUGGACCAAUCACAGCAGCGAGCCUGUUCCAGCCCCAGAUGCCACUACAGAAGCUGCUGUUCUCGGCCACACUGACUCAGAAUCCUGAAAAGCUGCAGCAGCUGGGCCUCCACCAGCCCCGCCUCUUCAGCUCCACCCACAGCCGUCCUACAGCAACAGCCUCUUCCACCACAGACGUCCCCUCCCAACCGCAAGAGAAAUUCAACUUUCCCCAGGGCUUGACGGAAUACUAUGUGCCCUGUACCCUGAGCAAGAAACCCCUCCUCAUCCUCCACUUUAUUCUGCGGCUCAAGUUCAGUCCAGUCCUGUGCUUCACUAACUCCAGGGAGGCAGCCCACCGGCUGUUCUUGCUGGUGCAGCUGUUCGGGGGUGUGCGGGUAGCAGAGUUCUCCUCACGGCUCAGCCCUGGUGAGAGGAAGAAGACCCUAAAGGAGUUUGAACAGGGCAAAAUCCAGCUGUUAAUCAGCACUGAUGCUGCAGCCCGGGGCAUUGACAUCAAGGGUGUGAAAUGUGUUGUGAACUACGACGCGCCUCAGUUUAUCAGGACUUACAUCCACAGGGUGGGCAGGACUGCAAGGGCAGGUAAAGCAGGACUGGCCUUCACUUUCCUUCUGGGAGUACAGGAGAAGAACUUCCUCCAGAUGGUGAGGGAUGCAGGCAGCCCUGGAAUACAGAGGCAGAUCGUCAAACCUGAGAACCUGACGGGGAUGGAGCUCGACUAUCAGCAGACCCUCCUUAAGCUGGAAGAUGUCAUCAAGGAAGAAAGAGCCAAGAAACGCAUCUAA